AUGGCUCCAACUUAUACAAAUUCAAAUGGGCAACCAAUUACCCCAGAUGCUUUUGCAACUCAAAGAAUUGGUCAACACGGUCCUUUAUUAUUACAAGAUUUCAAUUUAAUUGAUUCAUUAGCACAUUUUGAUAGAGAAAGAAUUCCAGAAAGAGUUGUUCAUGCUAAAGGAUCAGGUGCUUUUGGUGUUUUUGAAGUUACAGACGAUAUUACAGAUGUUUGUUCUGCUAAAUUUUUAGAUACUAUUGGUAAAAAGACUAGAAUUUUUACAAGAUUUUCAACAGUUGGUGGUGAAUCUGGUUCAGCAGAUACUGCAAGAGAUCCUAGAGGAUUUGCUACUAAAUUUUAUACUGAAGAAGGUAAUUUAGAUUUAGUUUAUAAUAAUACUCCUGUUUUCUUUAUUAGAGAUCCAUCAAAAUUUCCACAUUUUAUUCACACUCAAAAAAGAAAUCCUGAAACUCAUUUAAAAGAUGCAAAUAUGUUUUGGGAUUAUUUGACCACUAAUCCAGAAUCUGUUCAUCAAGUUAUGGUAUUAUUUUCUGAUAGAGGUACUCCCGCUUCAUACAGAGAAAUGAAUGGUUAUUCAGGUCAUACUUAUAAAUGGUCAAAUAAAAAUGGUGAUUGGAGAUAUGUUCAAGUUCAUUUUAUUUCUGAUCAAGGUGUCAAAACUUUGACUAAUGAAGAAGCUGGUCAAUUAGCUGGUUCUAACCCAGAUCAUGCUCAAGAAGAUUUAUUUAAAAAUAUUGCUGCUGGUAAUUAUCCAUCAUGGACUUGUUAUAUUCAAACUAUGACUGAACAAGAAGCAAAAGAAGCUGAAUUUUCUGUUUUUGACUUAACUAAAGUUUGGCCACAUAAAAAAUAUCCUAUGAGAAGGUUUGGAAAAUUCACUUUGAAUGAAAAUCCAAAAAAUUACUUCUCUGAAGUUGAACAAGCUGCAUUUUCUCCAGCACAUACUGUUCCAUAUAUGGAACCAUCUGCUGAUCCUGUUUUACAAUCAAGAUUAUUUUCAUAUCCAGAUACUCAUAGACAUAGAUUGGGUACCAAUUAUACUCAAAUUCCAGUUAAUUGUCCAGUUGCUGGUAGAGUUUUUGCUCCUCAUAUUAGAGAUGGUGCUAUGUGUGUCAAUGGAAACUUGGGAUCUCAUCCAAAUUAUCUUGCAUCUGAUAAACCAGUUGAAUUUCAACAAUAUUCAAUUCAACAAGAUCAAGAAGUAUGGAAUGGCGCUGCAUGUCCUUUCCAUUGGAAGGCAACUGAUGCUGAUUUCAAACAAGCUACAGACUUAUAUAAUGUUUUAGCCAGAUAUCCAAAUCAACAAAAGAAUUUAGCUCAUAAUGUUGCUGUUCAUGUUGCUAAUGCUGAUGCUUGGGUUCAAGAUAAAGUCUUCGAUUACUUUACUAAAGUUGCUAAAGAAUUAGGUGAUGCUAUUAAAAAAGAAACUUUAGAAUUAAGUCCAAGAAAAUAA
Molecule: messenger RNA, 1461 nt
Organism: Insectozyma verbasci
Lineage: Eukaryota; Fungi; Ascomycota; Pichiomycetes; Serinales; Debaryomycetaceae
Source: the annotation of a GenBank genome assembly